Messenger RNA from Magnolia sinica, 1653 nucleotides. RefSeq names its product vacuolar-processing enzyme-like. Gene Ontology annotation, molecular function: cysteine-type endopeptidase activity. The record is from RefSeq and is a predicted model, not a curated record. Gene Ontology annotation, biological process: vacuolar protein processing. The transcript has 9 exons. The coding region runs from base 51 to 1490 and encodes 479 amino acids. NCBI's taxonomy places the organism in Eukaryota, Viridiplantae, Streptophyta, Magnoliopsida, Magnoliales, Magnoliaceae.
UCUUCCUCGAACUUUUCUUCAGCCAGACGAACUCGGAGCGAAUUUCUGGUAUGGCUAGGUUCGUCGCAGGAGUUUAUUUCAUCUCCCUUCUGUCGAUUUUCCUCGUCGAAUGUGGUAAACUCGAUGAUGAUAUGCUCAAAUUGCCAUCUGACGGUGAAGAUGACUCCUCGGGGACGAAAUGGGCGGUUCUGAUUGCUGGAUCUUCUGGUUAUGGAAAUUACAGACAUCAGGCUGAUGUGUGCCAUGCAUAUCAAGUCAUGAAAAGGGGUGGAUUAAAAGAUGAAAACAUCAUUGUCUUCAUGUAUGAUGAUAUUGCUUACAAUGAGGAGAAUCCUAGGCCAGGUACCAUUAUCAACCACCCACAUGGCGGGGAUGUUUAUGCAGGAGUCCCCAAGGAUUAUGUUGGGGAGGAUGUUACUGUUGGCAACUUUUUUGCUGUUCUUCUUGGAAACAAGACUUCUCUUACUGGGGGUAGUGGGAAGGUUGUGGAUAGUGGUCCCAAUGACCAUAUUUUUAUAUUCUAUUCUGAUCAUGGUGGUCCAGGGGUUCUUGGUAUGCCCACAUUUCCUUACCUUUAUGCAAAUGAUCUGGUAGACGUGUUGAAGAAAAAGCAUGCAUCUGGGUCUUAUAAAAGCCUGGUAUUUUAUCUUGAAGCUUGUGAAUCUGGGAGCAUAUUUGAGGGACUUCUUCCUGAAGGUUUAAAUAUCUAUGCGACCACUGCGUCGAAUGCCAUAGAGAGCAGUUGGGGAACUUAUUGUCCUGGAGAGAUUCCCAGUCCUCCUCCAGAGUAUGAAACCUGUCUGGGGGACUUGUACAGUGUUGCUUGGAUGGAAGACAGUGACGUGCAUAUUUUGCGGACUGUAACUCUGAAGCAGCAGUAUAAUCGGGUUAAAACCAGGACAGCAAACCAUAACACAUACAAUUUUGGCUCCCAUGUUAUGCAAUAUGGUGAUGUUGGGCUUAGCAAGGAGUAUGUCUUCUUGUAUAUUGGAACAAAUCCUGCUAAUGAUAACUUCAGUUACAUUGAUGAGAACACAUUGCCAGCAUUUUCGAGGUCUGUUAACCAAAGAGAUGCAGAUCUUCUUUAUUUCUGGAAUAAGUUCCGUAAAUCCCCUGAAGGCUCUCCUAGGAAACUCAAUGCUCAAAAGGAGUUGCUUGACGCAAUGGCUCAUCGUCUGCACAUAGACAACAGUAUCGAGCUCGUUGGGAAGCUUCUUUUUGGAUCCAAGAGGGGCCCAGAGGUGCUGAAUGCUGUCCGGCCCACUGGGCAACCUUUAGUAGAUGAUUGGGAUUGCCUCAAGACAAUGGUACGGACUUUUGAGACGCACUGUGGAUCUCUAUCACAAUAUGGCAUUAAACACAUGCGCUCGAUUGCGAACAUAUGCAAUGCAGGCGUUGGAAAGGAGAUGAUGGCAGAGGUGUCUUCGCAGGCAUGCGUCACAAUCCCUGCAGGCCCGUACAGUUCACUUCACCGUGGAUUCAGUGCUUGACAUCCACCGUGGUCCGAAACCUUGAUUUGCUUAUUUAUGCACAUGUAGCUGUAAGAUCAGCUGCUUAUGUAAAUAACAGAACGUAAAAACGUGUGAUUAAUGUAUUGCUAAUGUGGAUUCCACCUUCAGGAGGAAGAUCUUAUACAGGGCUCAAUCCAAGACA